Messenger RNA from Henningerozyma blattae CBS 6284, 651 nucleotides. RefSeq names its product Mot3p (gene MOT3). NCBI's taxonomy places the organism in Eukaryota, Fungi, Ascomycota, Saccharomycetes, Saccharomycetales, Saccharomycetaceae. The coding region runs from base 1 to 651 and encodes 216 amino acids. Gene Ontology annotation, cellular component: nucleus. The record is from RefSeq and is a predicted model, not a curated record. The transcript has a single exon.
AUGAAUAACAAGUCGAAUAACGAGGGUAAUGCGAAUUCGAAUGAGUUUCGGAGUAAUAGAAAUCAGUUCCCUCGAGUUGGGGAGACGUCAAGAACAUCACCAUGGCAAUAUCAUAUGCAGAACGAAGGUCCGUUGCCGUACUCCAGUAACUAUUUAAUUCCAAAUAAUAAGGAUUGCCAAGGUGUGGGGAAUGGGAAUGUGCAGAGGGUGGAGGGUAACAAUGGCAAUAGGGAACCUCCGAAGAAUCAAAUAUAUAAUAUAUAUUACAACGUGCGACCUACAGAACAAGAAUUACAAGUAUUAUUGUAUAAUUCUAGUAUGAAUGAGAUGGCAUAUCACAAAUGCCCGCAAUGUGAGAAACGAUUCAAGAGAAAAUCGUGGUUAAAGAGACAUAUGUUAUCACAUUCGGAGGAGAGACAGUAUAGUUGUCCGUGGUGUAUCAGUCGACAUAAGAGGAAAGACAAUUUGUUGCAACAUAUGAAAUUGAAACAUACGGAUGAAGUGUUGAAGAAAUUGAAAAUGACCUGUUAUUUGGAAGGGGACGAUGGGGAAGAGAUGAUGAAUCGGGAUAAUAUUCGGACGAUGCUAUAUGAAGGGUUAUUGGAUAAAGAUGAGGUGAAGAAAGUGUUGAAUGAGUUGCUUGAAGAAUGA